Pararge aegeria (speckled wood butterfly) is the source of this 454-nucleotide messenger RNA. RefSeq names its product insulin-like growth factor 2 mRNA-binding protein 3. Gene Ontology annotation, molecular function: mRNA binding. Gene Ontology annotation, cellular component: nucleus; cytoplasm; ribonucleoprotein complex. The transcript is spliced from 3 exons. The record is from RefSeq and is a predicted model, not a curated record. Bases 86 to 454 code for a protein of 122 amino acids. Lineage: Eukaryota; Metazoa; Arthropoda; Insecta; Lepidoptera; Nymphalidae.
CAAAAGAAAACCGACCCUUCGGAAUUCAGUGGUACCUAAAUCCAGAUUUGCAAUAGUUUAGAUUUCUAACCGGAUUUACAACUACAUGAUGAACGAGCAACUAAAGACCGUGUGUGUGUCUAUGAACAAGUUGUAUAUUGGCAACCUGCCGACGGAAGCCGAUGAGGAGAUUGUGCGCCAACUAUUCGCUGAGCAUAACCUGACGGUUUCGGAGAUAUCUGUGAAGCGUGGGGGAUACGCGUUUGUCGACUUCCCAGACCAAUCGGCCGCUGAUCGUGCGAUUGACAAACUACAUGGUUACUCCUACUGUGGACUUCCUUUGAUAGUCGAGCCAUCGGUUGCUAAUAAGAAAAUCGUCAACAUGCCCAACAUGCAGAGCGCGAGCAGUGUCCAACUGCAGGAAGCCAGCGCGGAUUCCUUAGCCACGGGCGGAGGCGGCGGCGGCUGGAGGUAA